UUGGAGACCAAAAACAAAAAAAAACCCAACUACGAUUUUGAUUCCAUAUUCAGUUUUUAAAAAAAAUAAGGAUAGAAAAUAUGUCAAAUGAACAAAUCUCUACCGGUAAUACUGAGGAAACAGUGAAUUGCCCUAAUGAAAUUGAAAGAAAUCAAGAUCAACAAUAUCCAACAAAAGAUUAUUCUAUGCAAUUAGAAGAAGUAAUAGUAAAUCAUAAUGAACUAGAUAAACAUGAAGAGAAUCAAAAUGAAACUGUUGUAAUGAAAGAAAAUGAUCAGUGUAAAAUAGAUGUUAAUUCAUCAUUGGAGAUAUUGAAAAGUCAAAAAAAUGAAAAUGAAGAAGAAAACGAUACAAAAUUGAAAGAAAUUUCAGAUAAAGAAGAUGAUUCAAAAAAAGCAUCAACUCUUGAAACUGGUGACAAAAAUGUAGAACAAUCUGAAAUACCUGAGAAUUCAUCGAGUGAAAAAGAUAAAGAACAUAAGAAGAAAGUCAAUCUAGUCAAAUGGUUAAAGAAAAAUGUACAUAUACAUUUACCAAAGCAUCAUUCCUUUAAAAAGGAGAAACCCGUUAUGGAAUGUAAGACUGAAUGUAUAAAUUCCAAUGAAGAAUCAACGUCUGAUAAACAAAUUAAUCAUAAUUCAACUGAAGAAGUGAAAACUAUGGAACAUACUGAGAAUGAGCAAAAUGUAACAACUGAAAAGACGCAUGAAACUACCGAAUCAUUACAAUCCACAACUGAGGACACAACAACAGAUAAUUCUUUAAUCACGUCUACAACAAUAAUCAGUGCACGAUUAUAAUCAACUUAUUUCUUUGUAUGUGUUUAGCUAAUUUAUCAGCUUGCAAUCUGUUCUAUCUUUUAUGUAACUUCAUUUUUCUUAACUUUGAUUAUCUAUAUAUAUACUACUUAUAAAAAUAUAAAUAUUUAUGGUGUGAA
Schistosoma rodhaini is the source of this 937-nucleotide messenger RNA. The record is from the annotation of a GenBank genome assembly. Lineage: Eukaryota; Metazoa; Platyhelminthes; Trematoda; Strigeidida; Schistosomatidae.